CAGUGAACUAACAUCGACCUUCCUGACAUCCGUGACUCAAGCGUCAAUGAUAUCAUAACUUCAAUCUAGACUUCUGCGGUGCCACGAUGGCUGUCCUCAACUUCACGCUCAGCGAGGACGCUGUCGCCGCCUUCCGCGACGUCCUCGCCUGCCUGAACAAGUUCAGCGAUGAGGUCUCCCUCGAAGCCAAGAAGGACAAGUUGGUCCUCACAGCACUCAAUGCGUCCAAGUCGGCAUACUCCUGCUUCACAUUCACCACCAACCGCUUCUGCUCCCGCUACCAGUUCGAGGGAAGUGCGCAGUAUCGGGACAAGUUCUACUGCACGCUGUAUACCAGGUCACUCGCCUCCAUCUUCCGAAGCCGUGCAGGUGGCGAUCCUCAGCGUGAUCGCGAGAAGGAGAGCACGAUCGAUCGUUGUGAUGUCGCUAUUGAAGAUGGACCAGGUGUCAAGAGUCGCUUCAUCGUGAAACUAGUUUUCCGGAAUGGUGUCACAUCUACACAUCGACUGCCGUUCGAGGUUGCGGUGCCAGUGCACGCCAAAUUCGACCGAGAUGAAGCGAUCCACCAUUGGACCAUCCCGUCGCGGACUUUGAGGCAACUGAUGGAACACUUUGGUCCUGGAGUCGAGCUUCUGGAUAUUAACUCAGAUGGCGAACAUGUUAACUUCACAUGCUACACAGAGAAGACGACAAAUGGAGACGAGGUUCUCAAGAAACCACUACACACAUCAAUCGCCAUUGAGGUCGACGAAUUCGAAGACAUAGAAGUCGAGGAUAAGCUCCGCAUCGUUAUCAGCGUCAAGGACUUCCGCGCCAUUAUCCAGCAUGCCGGCAUCACCGGCAACCACAUCUCCGCUCGGUACUCUAACCCGGCGCGUCCGAUAUUGUUAACCUAUCCCGGCGACGGCAUAAGCUGCGAGUUCCUGCUCAUGACAGUCGGCGAGAAGGGUAACCCGGCCCAGAAGACGAAGAAGGGAAAGGCGAAAGGCGCCCAGGCGGCUCCGCAGCAACAGCUCGAAGCCGCGUCUAGAAGACAGAGUGCUGCGCCGUCUGAGACCCCGCAGCCCCAGGAGCAGCCAACCGCGCAGAGUAUGCCGCCUCCAGCGCUGUCGGCGUCUGCAUCACGGAGUGGAAUCGCCGCGCGCACUUCACUAUUCGAUUUGCGGCCAUCACAGCGGCCGCCUCCCGCAACCAUGGCUUCUCAAAGCCUGUUCGUGGACGACCAAGACGAACAGGCGUGGGAGCCCGUCAGGUAUGAAGAGGACGAUGAUCCAGACUUGGAUGCAAGACUUGGGUGGGAUCAUAGUAAUCAGCCCGUAAGUCUCCCUGGCCCGAUCGAUCCACCUCGGACCAUGAUCUUAACCCACAUGUCUCUUCAGACCGCUUCUUCCAUGCACCUUGACCGCAAAGUCGCUGAAGAGAAUGCCGAAUUCGACCCGACUCCAGCCAGUAGCGCAGGAUUGGAGCCCACACAGCGCCUUGACGAUGUUAGGCGCCUGGGCUUAUUCUACCAAGGCCCAUGAUCUAUUUGGAUGGAUGGCAAGGUGAUGAAGUUGCUGCCGUUCCGACUUCGAAUAGCCCUUAGCCGGCAGAACCAUGUUUGCACCAAUUCCUCAACCGGUGAUAAUAGUCACCCAGCUAGUCGCGCAGCCCGCGCCGAUACCCGCAAUUUUAGAACCAGGAGGAAUAAAUCUUGACGACGCAAUGACAUUCCACCGUCCCUUAACAUCGUUGUUCUCAACUUGCGGGCCGCAGUUGCCGUGCUCUCCCCAUCCCCAAGCGAGCACAUCGCCCGUCUCCGUGAAAGCAAUGACAUGUUCGCUCCCAAUGGCAAUCUUUGAUAACUUUGGUAGGCUCCGCGGCGGGAGCUGACCGUGAUCGUCUCUUCCCCACGCCAUAAGCUCGCCGUCCUUCUUCAGGACAUAAACAUUACCCCAGCUUGCACCGACAUCUGUCCACUCUGGUACGGAACUGGGCGCAGAGGACUUGAUGUUCCAUUUAUCAGACCCCAGAACGAGCAGCUCUCCUGAAUCUGGGGCUCCAAACAGACAAGUAAAGUCCUUUCCGCAGACAGCUCUUUCAACCUUGAAGUUGACGCCCUCUAUCUUCCGCGGCGAGUAGACGACCGCCUCUGGGGAUCCGCCUUGACCCUUGCGCACGUUGCCCCAGGCGUAGGCGUCGCCGUUGCUCAGGACCGCCACGGCAUGACCCAUACACGCCGCCAGAUCCACGAUCUCGUUCCCGGCCGGCGGGAAUUCCUUGAAGAGGGUGGCGGACGGGGAACGGACGAGGAGCUCUCCGAGGCCCAGCUCGCCCUUUUGUCCGGCGCCGAAGCUGUAGAUCUUGGUCUUCUUCCCCUCGGCGUCUCGUUCGACGACGAAGGAGGCUUCCCAGGUUGCGGCGAUCAGGGCUGGUGUGGCGGGGGCGGCAUUUGCUUCGUCCUUGCUGAGCUGGACUGGUUGGAAUACUGGCUCGUCGGUCUCUGCUGCUGAGGUGAGGCCGCAUGCGCCGCUGGUCGCGUCUCCGCUCCACCAGAGUUGUCCUGAUUUUGUGAGGAGAAGGGUGUGGUUUCCGCCUGCUGCGAUUUUGACUACUGGCGAUUCGGUGUCCUCUGGGAAGAAGACGGCUUGCUUGGGGACGGAGACGUCUUCUUUGUGGCCGAUACCGAGCUGGCCUGAUCCAUUUGAUCCAACGGCGAAGAGAACAGACAUCUUGACAAGUGUUUCGCCUUGAUUCUAUACUUUGGUCGGCAGCUGAUGGAGCUUUCUCUCGACGAGGGGAGCUUCCGAAGCUUGGUAGCUUC
Colletotrichum scovillei is the source of this 2803-nucleotide messenger RNA. RefSeq lists its product as uncharacterized. Bases 87 to 1523 code for a protein of 478 amino acids. Gene Ontology annotation, biological process: DNA repair; mitotic intra-S DNA damage checkpoint signaling; DNA replication checkpoint signaling. Lineage: Eukaryota; Fungi; Ascomycota; Sordariomycetes; Glomerellales; Glomerellaceae. The transcript is spliced from 5 exons. Gene Ontology annotation, cellular component: checkpoint clamp complex. The record is from RefSeq and is a predicted model, not a curated record.